Molecule: messenger RNA, 2293 nt
Organism: Prorocentrum cordatum
Lineage: Eukaryota; Dinophyceae; Prorocentrales; Prorocentraceae
Source: the annotation of a GenBank genome assembly
GCGCCAGGUGCGGAAAGACUUCCAGCCGCCGCGGCGCAUCCUCAUCUCGCUGGAGCUGCCGUGGGGCGCCGACAAGGCCAUCCAGGUGUUCGGCCGCGUGCACCGCGCCAACCAGCUGGUGCCGCCCCGCUUCGUCAUGCUGUGCACGCCGCUCGGCGGCGAGGUGCGCUUCAUCUCGUCCAUCGCGCGGCGCAUGAAGCUCAUGGGCGCCGUCACCAAGGGAGACCGCCUGACCUGCAUGGGGGGAGAGGCCGACAGGCAGAUGGCGGAGUUUGACGUGAACAACAGAUACGGCGUCAGGGCCCUCCUGACCCUCUACUCGGACACCACGACUGCGCAGGGGACCAUGGCGGAGCUUCUCGGCCUGUACAAGGACCUGCCGUUCAUCGGUGACGCGGGCGAAGGCGAAGCCACCGGCCGGUGGCGCACCUGGGAGGACUUCCGCGGGGCGGUGAGCCAGGCAUGGAGGGACAUGCAACUGCACGCGGAAUUCCAUACCGAGGCGGAGAAGCUUGCUGAGCAGGAGGCAAAAGGGGCCUCCAAUCUUGCAAGGAUGAGGGUGUCGUCACUCGUCACGCGCUUCCUCAACCGCAUACUGAUGCUCGACGUGGACCUCCAGAAUGCAAUCUUUGAAGCUUUCUUCGCCAUCUACACGGAGCUCGUCCGGGUCGAGAAGGCGAACGGGUCUUACGACGACGGCAUUCAGAACCUGAACGAACACCAGGGCCGCAGGAUCAAGGCGGUCGCGGCCAAAAUGAAGCUGACGCCCUUGGUCUGGGAGGCCGACGGCACGUCCAAUUUCGUGGGUGGUCACGAUGGUGAGACGCCGUGUUUCCAGAGCGUCAGCUCGGUCGUCGCACACGAACGCGUUGCCAAGGCCAUGUGCAGCGAUGUCCCGAGGACGCUCAUUAGAAUAAUCCCGGACUCUCCGCGCUCGUGCUGGUAUAUGUGCUUCAGACGCCACGGGAUGACGCAACACAGCGAUGUGAACUUAUGGAUCAGGCCGGGGACGGAUAGCCUGAAACAUGGAUGUUUCAACCUGAGGAACAAGCACAAGAAAUCGCCGUCGCAGCAGACCGAGGCCAUCGAGGUCGCCAAGGAAGCGGAGCCCGCGAAAUACAAGGACGGUCCAGUGGUACCGAACGUCGAGUUGAAGAAAACCCACCGGUGCGUGAGCCACAGGCGGGGCCGCAAAAGGGCGGAGAAGAGCACGGCAACGACGCGUGGGAAGACGGCGGAGAUGGUCGACUUUGGCCACGGGGCCCCGAAGCUGGAGGGCACCCUUGCUGUCCGGAGGACGGCUAAUCUGGUGUCCGUCAUCAAUGCCACGAGAGGGGACGAUAUCAAGCUGGACAGACUUGCUCAGGGACUUGCAUCGCGGCUUUUCCAGGGCAAGUUCACGGGCAACUAUCGCGCCUUCCGCCCGCCCGAGAUCUGCGCCAUACUGGGCGAAGCGGAGCGCAAAAGGGUGACCAAUUAUCUGCUCCCGUUCUUCUGCAUCUCGAACUCCGCGGGCGAGCUCCAGACAGCCAAGACGGGCAAGAAGAAGGGGGCCCUGGGCGCGUUGAGCGUAGCGGUCGCCUCGUGUCCGGGAGCAGGGCGGCGUGAGAAAGCUGGGGAGGUCCUUGGCUUCGAGAUGCUCGAAGACAACCGAGAGAGGUGGGCGCGGGGCGUGGGGGAGGUUCGGCCCGGGGCCGGCGACCAGGGGGGCGCCCGCAGCGCCCGAGGCGCGGGCGAGAAGGGGGCGCGGCCGAUGGCGGACGAGAGCGAGAAGAGGGCGACGAAGAGGCGCGAGGGCGAGCUGCGGUUUAUCGGGGACUUCGAAGACCGGGGGCGCGGGCAGCUGUCGGGUGGGGGGGCAGGGUGUGGCAGCUCAGUGCGCUGCGCGAGAAGCAUCGAUGCAGCGAUCCAGCAGCGCGGCACCCUGCGGGGCGAGGACGUGGCCCGCUGGGCCAGCCGCGGCCCUGCGGGCGCCGCGUGCAGGGCGGGGGCCAUGGCCCCCUGGCAGCCGGGGCAGCCGAGUAUGGCCAGAGGCCGCCUCUCGAGCGGCGGGCAAGCACUGGCGACCAUCGAGGAUGGCCUGCUAGCCCCGCGGCGCGGCGAGCAUGCGGUGCUGGGAGUCUGUGGCUUCCGCAGCUGCUCGGCGGAGGUCAGCAAGGUGCUUCGAGGCCGCUGCCUCGGCCCGCGCCCGGCGGGCGCCCGUGGCAAGCGGGCCCCCGAGCAGGUCGUGGUGGUCGAGGGCCGGGGCGUGACGGAGGCGCCGCCGAGGGUGUUCGUGGACCAGACGGCCUGA